AUGGCUGAUGACUUCAUGGGUGAAAAAAGGGUUAGGUUUCCGAAGGGCAAGAAGGUGAGGCCAGAUGAAGCAGUGGUGGACAGUGGACCGGUUGAGGAGGACACAAAUGACAUGAUGAAUCCCCGCCAUGCAGCUAAAGAGCGGGCAAAACGCAGGAGUCAAAUGACUACUGAACUCCUCAGCGAGGAUAGUAGAGGUAUAGCAACCGACAUCUCGGCUGCUGACGUGAAAUAUGAGGAUAAUGAAAAUUUUGUUGAUGAUGGGAUUCAAAUAGAACCUUUCAACCUAAAUAAAGAGAGGGAAGAAGGUUAUUUUGAUGCAGAUGGAAAUUUUGUUGAAUACGUCAGAGAUGAUGAGAUUAAGGAUGCAUGGCUUGAUAAUGUUGAAGUUGAUCCUAAAUAUUCUGCAUUAAACUCUGCGGUAACAAAUGAUGAAGAAGAGAUUGAAGACCUUUCUUCUAAGGACAUUGGAGUCAUGAAGAGGCGCAUUGCCAAUGCACUUGAGCCAGGAGAAACAGUGUUACAAGCUUUGAGAAGGCUAAAAGGUAAUAAUGACAGAAAGGCAAAAAUGUCACCUCAGAGUAAGGUUAUAUUUGACCAGCUGACAGAAGAUGCUAUGAAACUGAUGGAGAAUGGUGAAUACAAUGUCUAUCAUGAAAAGCAAGAGGUUUUUCAGCGUGAAGCAGAAGGAUAUGAGAAGCUGGCCCUGGCAAGAGGAGACGGCACAUCAUCUCAUUCUGGUGAGGGGAAUUCUAAUUUGAAUGGCGAUAGAGACCUGUUCUCUGAUGGCAUGGACUCUGGUCUGGUCUCGGCAACAUUUCCCAGUACCUCCCUUGGUCCUUCCAAUCCAAAUGUCUCCACUACGGAAGCCACUGGCAAUGGUGCAGAUGAGUAUGAUAUGUUUGCCGAAGAUGAUGAUACUGCAAAACCAUCUGCAGAAGAAAACAAUGCUCCUGUUCAAACAUCAUCAGACACCCCAAAUUCUAAUUCUGAUGGUGGAGCAUUGCAAAAUGAUUAUGUGUAUGAUGAGUCUUCUGGGUACUAUUACAGCAGCAGUUUGGGCUAUUAUUAUGACCCAAAUACAGGACUCUAUUGCUCUGCAGAAUCUGGGCAAUGGUACUCGUUCAAUGAGGAGAAUGGUACAUAUGAUGAAGUUAAAAAGGCUGCAUCCGUGUGAGUUCAGGGGUUCCUUUUCCUGUGGAAUAUGUAUAAGACCAUUACACGUACUCAUGGGGUCAUUGGGCAUCAGUAGGGACAUGUACAGACAAAGAAGCACUAACUUGGUCUUCUUGGCACAUAUUAUGAAGAGUUUCUUCUUGUUUCUGAAGCUACAGUUGUAAUGCUUAUAUAUAUGUAGAAACUCUUGAAAUUUUCUGUUAUGUUACAUUGUUGUUGUAUUUCUUUUACAUUGAAAUGUUCACUUGGGAGUUUAGGGCAAUGAAAUGUUCCCCGUUUUGACAUUUGAACCAUUUGCAAUUCUGCAGAUUCUUAGUCAUUCGAUUGACGCUUGUCACGAUUAGAAUCUUGUACGAUUCUAAUGAUGAUUUCAUUAUAUUGAUUCGUUGUGUUAAGAA
Prosopis cineraria is the source of this 1573-nucleotide messenger RNA. RefSeq lists its product as uncharacterized. The record is from RefSeq and is a predicted model, not a curated record. Gene Ontology annotation, cellular component: U5 snRNP. Lineage: Eukaryota; Viridiplantae; Streptophyta; Magnoliopsida; Fabales; Fabaceae.